Contarinia nasturtii (swede midge) is the source of this 2831-nucleotide messenger RNA. RefSeq names its product NF-X1-type zinc finger protein NFXL1. Gene Ontology annotation, molecular function: RNA polymerase II transcription regulatory region sequence-specific DNA binding; DNA-binding transcription factor activity, RNA polymerase II-specific; zinc ion binding. Bases 122 to 2773 code for a protein of 883 amino acids. Gene Ontology annotation, cellular component: nucleus. The record is from RefSeq and is a predicted model, not a curated record. Lineage: Eukaryota; Metazoa; Arthropoda; Insecta; Diptera; Cecidomyiidae. Gene Ontology annotation, biological process: regulation of DNA-templated transcription. The transcript has 11 exons.
AACCUAAAAACAUUUGACAGAUAAUGUCAACAUCGACAAUAUUCAUCGAACGGUACGUGGAGCUAGACCGUGUUGAUUUACCGGUGAAUUCUAUUAAUUUUUCUAUAGUUCUCUAAACAUCAUGUCAACAUUUAACAAUAAAAAUAAAAAGAAAACACCACAAACUGAGAAUUACAAUAAGUCCAAUUCGACGAAUGCAUGGCAUACCAAAGAUACAAAUCAACAAACAACAUCAAAAGAAACAAAGAAUGCGACAAACAAGCAAAAUGCGUCCAAAAAUAAAUUUAAAGAGGCUCAAAUGGAGCAUAUACAGGCGGCAAAAAAACACUUUCAAAAUUAUGAAACCAGUUCGGAUGAGGAAGAUCUCGAAAGUGAUGCAUUGCUCGAAUCAGUGUUCAAAGGCUAUGACGGUGAUCGAAGCCAAUUAAGAAAGACACAAGAAUUUCUUGAGCAUGUUUUUCAAUCAGGCGCAGCCACUUGUCUUAUUUGUAUUGCAACCGUUAAGAGAACGGAUUUUAUCUGGUCAUGCGAAAAUUGUUUUAGUUUUUUCCAUUUGAAUUGUCUGCAAAGAUGGGCAAAAGACAGUAUAUCACAACAGAAAAUGCACCAAGAGAAUGAUGUUGGCGGCUAUUACAAUAAUCAAGGCGAAUAUAUUCCAAAGCAAGUGAAAGCCAUCAAAUGGUGCUGUCCCAAAUGCCGUGCUGAUUAUCCUCCAAGUGAUAUACCACAAAACUACUUUUGCUUCUGUAAAAAAGAGUUGAAUCCGGCAAAUCAUCUGUGGUUAGUACCACAUUCAUGCGGUGAAGUAUGCGGGAAACCAUUAAAAUCGGCAUGUUCGCACAAAUGUCUAAUACUUUGUCAUCCAGGGCCAUGUCCGCCGUGUUCACAAAUUAUAAGCACAUCAUGUGAUUGCAAUAAGUCUAAUUUAAAAACGAUACGAUGUUCACAAAACUCUUGGAAAUGUGGAAAUAAGUGUUCAAAGAUUUUGGCGUGUGGUAUUCAUAAAUGUGAUCAAGUUUGUCACAAAGAAUGUGCACCAUGUACAAAAAAGAGUCAACAAAAGUGUGUAUGUGGUAAUCGAGUACAGGAACGAGACUGCAAUAGUUUGAUUUGGUCAUGUGAGAAAAUGUGUAACAAAUUGUAUGCAUGCGGACGACAUCGUUGCAAGGUUAAAUGUCAUAGCGGUGAUUGUGGUGAAUGCCCUUCUGGUCUACUGAGAUCGUGUCCAUGCGGCAAAGAAACAACUCAAGCACCAUGUACAUUGGAUGUUGAACCUUGUGGCAAUACAUGCCAAAAAAUCCUGAAAUGUGGCAGUCACAUUUGUGCAGAGCGAUGCCAUCGAGGUGAAUGUGGCCAAUGUUUGGAAAUUGUCGAAAAAAAAUGUCGUUGUGGAAACUAUUCAAAAGAGUUACCUUGCAGCAAAACAUUUCUGUGUGAAGCAAAAUGCAAACGUAUGCGAGACUGUAAUAAGCAUGCAUGUAAUCGAAAGUGUUGCGAUGGUGAUUGUUCACCUUGUGAUAAAAUAUGCGGAAAGACGCUAUCUUGUGGAAAACAUAAAUGUACAUCCGUUUGUCACCAUGGACAAUGUUAUCCAUGCACUUUAACAGCGACUGUUAAAUGCCGAUGUGGCAAUACAUCGAUGGAUGUUCCAUGUGGUCGUGAAAAGAAAACCAAACCACCAAAAUGUAAUCUACCAUGUAAAAUUCCAUCAAAAUGUCAUCAUAAUAAUGUGCACAACUGCCAUAUGAAUGAGUGCCCGUCAUGCAAUAACAUUUGUAUGUUAACAAAUGAUGUGACCAAUUGUGAACAUCCAUGCCGAGCCAAAUGUCAUGAUGCUGUUAAAGUGCUGGUUGUUGAUAAGAAUUUUAAGCCAGCUGGACCAUGGGAUAUUCAACCAGAAAAAUAUGAGAUUCGAAAAUUGCCGCAUCCAAAAUGUGAAGUUAAAGUACCGGUUGAAUGUAUUGGCGGACACGAAUUGGCAUUAUGGCCUUGUUGGAAUUCGAAACCGGCAUCAUGCGGUCGAAAUUGUGGCCGAACAUUGAAAUGUGGCAAUCAUUUGUGCGAACAAAUGUGCCAUAUUGUUGAUGAUAAAACGUCAAAAAUGCAAGAUAAAUCAUGCGCCGAAUGUUUGGAAGGAUGCCAAGUACCGAGACCGCCGGGAUGUUGUCAUUCAUGUGAGAAAAGAUGUCAUCCAAAACCAUGCAAUCCAUGCAAUGUGGUCACUAAAACGGCCUGUCACUGUGGAUUGAAUCAAGUUUACUAUAAAUGUCACGAAUUCUAUGGUGAAAAUCAACAUGACAAUGAGGUUAAAGAAAAUCGAGAGAAACGUCUUAGCUGCGGCAAUCGAUGUAUUAAGAAUUUUUCAUGCGGACAUCGUUGCACAAAUGUAUGCCAUUCGGGCAAAUGCCUGAACGAAGAAUCUUGCCGGAAGAAAUUAAAAGUUUAUUGCGAAUGCAAAAAUCGAAAAGUUGAAACCACUUGCGACAAACUGCGAUCCGGAUUUAUAUUGGGUUGCGACGAUACUUGCAGGUCAAGACAAGAAGAGACGAAACGUGUGGCUGAACAACAAGAACGCAUCAAGCGUCAACAGGAAGAAGAAAAGAAUCGUAUAGAACUUGAGGAAUUUGAAAAGAAAUUCGGAAAGAAAAAAUAUAAGGAGAGAAAAGCACAAAUUAUUGAAGAUACCGAUAAUUCGCAUCUUUACAAAUGGGCAGGGCUUGUGGCUGCUGGAGCCAUACUCGCCGGUUUUAUUUAUUAUUUAUUUGCUCAAUAAUUUUAGCAGAUUUUUUUUUGACAAAUUAAACAGGAGAUUUACCUUUUUCCAAGUUUUA